UUUGUGUUGGUACAUGUGAGAGGUCGAAAGUGUUUCUCCAACGUGUCUUCCAGAAACUCAGACUGUUUUCCAAAGCAGACGAGUCUCAACCAUCUCCUACGGCGGUGAUGGGAAGUGUGAGAACACACCAGUACAGCAUAGUUUCCUCUGAGGAAGGCGGGAUGAAGCUGUCCCCUAUAGCCAUGCAAAAUGGCUACGGCAAUGGAAAUGUGGGCGGCAAAGUGCACAUGAAGCAGCAAGAACAAACCCGCUUCGUCAACAAGGAUGGACACUGCAAUGUGCAGUUUAUCAACAUGAGUGAAAAAGGUCAGCGCUACCUGGCUGAUAUCUUCACGACGUGCGUUGACAUCCGUUGGCGUUGGAUGAUGGUCCUCUUCUGCCUCUCCUUCCUAUUGUCCUGGCUUCUUUUCGGAGUAAUAUUCUGGUUCAUUGCACUUUCGUCUGGUGACUCUGAGAAUCAAGAGCAGAUAUGCAUUUCGAACGUUGACAGCUUUAUGGCAGCAUUCCUGUUUUCUGUGGAGACACAAACAACUAUUGGUUAUGGCUACCGAUAUGUAACGGAGGACUGCCCCUUUGCUGUCUUCAUGGUGGUUUUCCAGAGCAUCUUGGGAUGCAUCAUUGAUGCCUUUAUCAUUGGUGCGGUCAUGGCUAAGAUGGCCAAGCCUAAGAAAAGAAAUGAAACUCUUUUGUUUAGUCACUAUGCCACAAUAGCUAUGAGAGAUGGUAAACUGUGUCUUAUGUGGAGAGUCGGGAACCUCCGGAAAAGCCACCUGGUGGAAGCUCACGUUCGCGCCCAGUUGCUCAAAUCCCGCACCACCGCUGAAGGCGAGUUCAUCCCGGUGGAUCAGAUAGACAUUGAUGUCGGAUUCGACACUGGUAUUGACCGCAUAUUUUUAGUGUCUCCUAUCACCAUUGUGCAUGAGAUUGAUGAGGAAAGUCCUUUGUUUGAUAUGAGCAAACAGGAACUGGAAAGUUCGGGGCUGGAGAUAGUGGUGAUUUUGGAGGGCAUGGUGGAAGCUACGUCUAUGACCACUCAGUGUCGUAGCUCUUACGUGACGAGCGAAAUCCUGUGGGGCCAUCGCUUUGAGACAGUCCUUUUUGAGGAGAAAAACCAUUACAAGGUGGACUACUCACGCUUUGAGAACACCUACGAGGUUCUCAGCACACCUCAAUGCAGCGCUCGAGAUUUGGCCAAAAAAAAGUACAUCAGGUCUAGCUCCAACUCUUUUUGUUAUGAGAAUGAAGUAGCAUUCAUGGAUAAAGAGGAAACGGAGGAUGACAAUGAUGAUGAUGAUGAUGAAGACCAGAAAAAUAUCAGAAGGGACAGUGUGGCCUUGGAAGGAUCCAAUACUGAUGAUGACAAAAGCACAGAUUCCAGUCAGGAUACUUUACCGUUACAACUCAAACUUUUAAGACUACAACCUGAGUUAUGACUGCUUUAAAAAUAAUGCAUGGUAUAUGGUGUACAGCAUAAGAAAAUGUAUUUUGCGGCUGUUUUUGGGAGCAAUAUUUUGCCAGUGGUUUGAGAGGAACACAAGUUUGGGUUGUAGAUGUCUUGUAACUUUUACUUGCGCUUGUUAUCUAAGAAGACAAACAUUAACUUUCAAACUACUCCGACAGUCUACAUGCAAUCAGUUUAUAAUAUAUACAAGAAUAUUAUUAUUAUUAUUUAUUUUUAUUUUUUUUUUCAAACUUUGAUUCCAUCCAGUCAGAGGACAUCAAACAUGUUUAAUAUUUUGAGACGAUUUUAAAACAUAUUGAGUUCAUUUAGUACGGGUAGAGCUAGUUUUCUAUGCACCAUCUCAGAUGCUUUUUCCAUUAAACAUACAUUUGGCCAAAAUAAAGUAGGCUCCCUUGGGUUGUAGCAUAAUGUUGCUACCUACAUACUUUGCAGAUAGCUUUCACGGAAGCCAGUCUUUGAUACUGUCUAUAUGUAGCUCAAUGGGUUUUGGAGCAGAGCUUUAAUUUAAAAAAUGGCAAAGAUUUUGCAGGACAGACAGUUUUGUCUGAUUGUCCCUGCACACAGGCUACUAGCAGCAUGUUCAGGAUAAUACCUUGUGCAAAAGCCAUGAUGAAAUCAUGUCUUUAAAAGCAGAGAUGGUAUAAUGAAGGUUAGUGAAAAUGAGAACCAAAUGUUUCCUUUUGAUCUGGUCCAUUCCAUUAAAUCUACAACUGAGGGACAUUUUGAACAUUUAAAACUCACUGCAACGUCAUGAUUUAAGAUAAAUGAGUGAAACACAUGGUUAGAAACCUAACCUGCAUAUUACACUUGAAAAAAAAAACAGGUAUUUUUAUGGUGGCAGGUUAUGCCUAUGUGAAACACUGUAUGUUCACAAAAAGUUUGAAAACCUGUUAAUGAGCUGGUCUCCUAACAACAUGGUAUUUAUCUCCACUUUCUAUAAAGGCUGUUCUGUAUAAAACACAAUAAUGCUGAUAUACAGUACAUAAUUGACUUGUGUUGGUUAUUACAUUAUAAUAUCAGUAUUGAAGAUUACCCAUACAUUUUUAGUGAGACUAAGUGUUAAUGCUAAUCUAGGGCACUUAAUGUUUUCAUGUAGUGAAAGUACCAUAAAACACCUCAGUCCAUGUGCUGCAUCUUCUGUGAUCUGUCAAAAAUACACUUAACAUCUCAGGGUUUGGAUGAAAUCUGGCAUUCAUACAACAUAAACAAUCAAAGAGUUGUAAAUAUACACACUGUACGAAGCAAAUCUUUGAAUAAUAUGUAAAGAAUGUCAUGUUCAUAGCAGUAUAUGUGCUUUCGAUGUGCAAUAGAGCUUCAGUGACUGAAGACAUGAAAGUUAAUGUUUAUGAAUGAAGAAAUUAAUGUUACUUAUCUGAUGCUGAAAGGUAAAUGUUGAUAAAAGGUUAAAAAUACUAUUUUGUUUUGUAUGACGAUGUGUUACAACCAAAGCAAUAAUGACUUGAAUUGCUGGAAGGUUUUAAAAACCAGAAAAAUUAGGGAAGCAUUAUCUAAUAUAAGUUUUUUUAUAUAUAAAACUGUGACAGUAGCUAUCACAAUAAAACUUA
Cyprinus carpio (common carp) is the source of this 3027-nucleotide messenger RNA. Its product is annotated as inward rectifier potassium channel 2. Bases 108 to 1433 code for a protein of 441 amino acids. Gene Ontology annotation, biological process: potassium ion import across plasma membrane; regulation of monoatomic ion transmembrane transport. The transcript has a single exon. NCBI's taxonomy places the organism in Eukaryota, Metazoa, Chordata, Actinopteri, Cypriniformes, Cyprinidae. Gene Ontology annotation, cellular component: plasma membrane. Gene Ontology annotation, molecular function: inward rectifier potassium channel activity. The record is from RefSeq and is a predicted model, not a curated record.